This is a messenger RNA of Branchiostoma belcheri (Belcher's lancelet), 6276 nucleotides long. RefSeq names its product citron Rho-interacting kinase-like. Gene Ontology annotation, molecular function: protein serine/threonine kinase activity. Lineage: Eukaryota; Metazoa; Chordata; Leptocardii; Amphioxiformes; Branchiostomatidae. Gene Ontology annotation, cellular component: cytoskeleton; cytoplasm. Gene Ontology annotation, biological process: peptidyl-threonine phosphorylation; actomyosin structure organization. The record is from RefSeq and is a predicted model, not a curated record.
UGGCAUCUGAACUUUAUGAUUAUUGGACAAUUUUUGCAUGUGUUUCACAAUAGGUCAGCUGUAGCUGUGAACUCACCAGUAUCCCAUGCUUUGGUGGAGAAACGUCUUGUGCAAAAGACAAGAGAACUACAAAAUCUCCAGGAGAAAUACCAUCAGCUGGAGACCAAAGAGGCAUCUCUGAGGAACACACUCCAGAAACUGCAGACACGACUGGUAGAGAAAGACAGUUUGUCCAGUCAAAUGGAGAUGGAGAGAGAUAACAUAGAAAAACAGAUGGUGGACUAUGUUACAGAAAUAACGAAUCUAAAGCGCUGCUUGGAGCUGGAAAGAAAUCACCUUCUUCAUACGGAUAUGAAAGCCAUCAAUUUGUUGGAAGAAGUGCGGCAGCAAGGGAAGCUAGCUCAAGAUCUGCAAGACCAGGAGUUUAAGGCUGAGAUUAAUGCCCACAGACAGACCAUCUCCCAGCUGGAGCAGGACAGAUUUGUGGCAGCGAGGAGGGCGGAGGCGCUGGAGAAGGAGCUGAGGCAAGAACAAAACUCACUGGAGGCUUCCAAACAGAAGGUGGCGGACCUUCAAACAAAGGUUUCCAAGCUUACAGCAGACAGCAUAGCCAAAACAAGUGAGCUUCAGGAAAAGUUGGCAGAAGGCUUUCGCGAGAAGGAGGCUCAUAGGGAAAACAAGGAGCAUGAACUUCAGGCCAGAAUCGAAUUUCUGGAAAACAAACUUAAAAUGACUGAAGCCAAACAUAGUGCAGGAAAAGAGGAGACCAUCAGACUACGAGAGGAGCUGAGGGCUCAGACGCUGACCACUGUAGAGAAAACAAAGCUGGUAAGUACGUUAGAGUCCAAAGUGCAGGCAUUGGAGGGUCACGUGACAAAACAGAAGCAAGUUGAGGAGAGAAGACAGGACACAUGGUCCAAACAGCAGGAUGUAAUGGAGGAGAUCCAACAUCAGAACCAGCAGCUAGCAGUACAGAAGCACCACCUAGCAGAGCAGCUCACAAACUGCAGGGAAGCAGAGGAAAAACUGGCACUGGAGCUGAAGAACAAAACAACCCUACUAUAUGAGAAGACAGAGUUGAUUUGUCAGAUGGAGUCUGAGCUGAAAGUGUUGAACAGUCAGAUAACAGAACAAAGGAAGACAGAGGACAACAGACAAGCCCAGGAGCAGCGUGUAAGUGACUUAACCCAGGAGAAGCUGUACCUGGAGUCUCAAAAGGAUCUUCUGGAGGAGAAGGUCAGCACAGUCAAGAAAGUCGAGACAAGACUGAGGAAGGAACUGGGAGAAAGGGACUCAACCAUCUCACAACAACGAGAUCUCGUAGGUCAGUUGCAGUUCAAGGUGAAAGUUUUGGAAAGUCAACUGAAAGACCAACAGAUCACAGUGAAGAGCAAGAGUCAAGAAGCCCAGUCAAGACAAGAGGAGCUGCUUGUUGAGAAGGAAGAGAACUUGUACCUGACAGCAGCUAAAGUUGGUCAGGAAGAGCAGCUGAAGGAGUGGAAGGAGGUGGAGGCAACACUGAGGGAGGAACUGAAUGACAAAGACUCUGUUAUUUCCACACACCUGGAGUCUAUCGGCCACUUACACUCCAAGAUGAAGGUGUUGGAAGGAGAGGUGCAGGAUUUGAGGAAGACAGAGGAGGACAGAAAUAAGGAGUUGAGGUUCAGACAUGCCAAGGAAGAGUUGUUUGCAGACAUGAAACAGCAGAAGUUGUACCUGGAAACACAGAAGGGUCAGCUGGAACAGCAGCUACUGUCCUACAAAAGCACCCAGGAAAAACUGCAGGAAGAAAUCAAGAGCCUUGAGGAAAGGCUGACAGAGUCCACAGACCAGUAUGAGAAGCAGUUGGAUGCAGUCAGGAGAGAAUUGUCUCAAGCUAAAGCAGCGGUUAACAAAGACAUGGUCAAGAGUCAAACAGAAGAACAUCUACGAACAAAGCUUCAUGUCAUGGAGAAGGAGCUUGCCUUGGAGAAGAAGACAAAAGAAGAACAACUGGCAAAGUUACAAUCUGAGAAAGACGAUGUUGAGGACCGCUUUAACCAGCUGAGAGACAGUUGUGAGGUUGUGACAGAGUUGGAGGACCAGCUGAAGCAGAUGGCUGAACAGUGUGCGUUUCUAGAAUGUAAACACACCCAACUGGAGGAGCGGGUCCGAGACAUGACAGAGGACAGAGACACGGCACAGGCCGAGCUGGAGCAGCUCAACAACAGCCUUACUGAGUACAAACAGCUGUGUGCCAGUCAAAAAGUGAAUAUCGAUGUCUUGAAGACCACUUGCACCACCCUAGAAGAACAGAUAGAAGCCCUGGAGUCUCUUAAUGAGGAGUUGGAGGAAAGGGAGCGCAGCUGGCAGCAACUGAAGGCCAGCCUGCAGAGAAAAACACUUUCAGUAGAGACUAAACUACAGGACAUGGAGGGGGAGAUCCACACUGAAAAAGUUUCAAGAAGUGGUGCAGAGGAGAAGCUGGAGCGGCUGACUGAAGCUAUGGAAACUGCCAUCACCUGUCAUCAGCAGCAGCUGCAGCGUCUGCAAAAAACCUGCAGGACAGCGAUGAGCGAGGGGAGAAAGUUUUUGGAGGAUCUGAAUGAGUCUGAGAAGUUAGCGAUGAUCAAGCUGACCAAUGAUGGGCUACAGAGGAAGCUUGCUCAAGAGAAGAGCACCAAUGACAGAAUUACAGAAGAGAAUGUGAAGCUACAGGACCAGGUGACAUCACUAAAGGCCAUAAACUUCCAGCUGACCCAGGGACUGGAGACUGCCGAGGAGAGAGGAGAACAUCUACAGACAGAGAAGGCCGAUCUGGAAAAUCAGAUGGAAGCCAUACUAAUGACCCACUCCCAUGAAUCAGUCAAGACUAUGUCCACCAUAGCACAGCAGACAAAGCUGAUUGACUUUCUACAGGCAAAGACAGAUGGUACAGGCAAGAAGAAAAAGGUCCUGGGCCUGUUUCACAAGGGAAAGGAUACAGCAGCCCCGCCCGCAGCCAUGCCGCUGCAGUACAAGGAACUGCAGCAAAGACUGCAGCAGGAGAAACAGCACAGCUGUGACCUGCAGCAGCAGAUCAGCCAGCUGAAGGCACAACUCUACAGUACCAUCUCUACUCAUGGUGGGUACACUAUAUCUUUCCUCAUGCCAAGUAGACCGUCCAUGUCAGAGGCCCAGUCCAGCACAGUUCUGUCUGCUAUUGUCAUGUCUCCUAGUCAGCAGCCCAGCUCCCUGAAGGACACUCACAACACACAGACAGGUCCCGAGUCUCCACAGUGUUCUGCUAGGAGACCUAAGGAGCGCAUGCACCACAACAUUCCACAUAGAUUCCACACUGGUAUCAGCAUGAGGGGGGCCAAGUGUGCAGUUUGUCUGGACACCAUCCACUUUGGUAGACAAGCCACAAAAUGCCAUGAAUGCAAAGCUGUGUGCCAUGCCAAGUGUGCAGGUUGCCUUCCCAGCACCUGUGGUCUCCCAUCACAGUUUGUGGAGCAUUUUCGUAUGUCAGUCAGGAAGAAGAAGCAGAUGUCUACCAUGAACCUGUCAGCUGAUGACACCAGCUUGCAAAUGGAAGGAUGGUUGAAAGUACCAAGGAACAACAAGAUGGGCUGGGACAAGAGAUGGUGCACCCUGCAAGGCUGCAAGCUCCUUAUUUAUGACAUGGACAACAAGGUUGACCGUACCCUGUGUGAUGAGUUUGACCUGUGCCCUGAGGACCGUACCAUUUCCAUCCACAGUGCUGUGACAGCAGCUGAACUCAUCAACACUGCCAAGACAGAUCUACCUUACAUCAUCAAGCUGGAGUCCCACCCCUGCACCACCUGCUGGCCAGGUCGCACUCUGCACCUCAUGGCCCUCAGCUUCCCCGACAAGCAGCACUGGGCAGCUGCACUGGAGGCUGCUGUGUCAGCAGACAACAUAGAGCAAGAUGGAGAGGGAAAGAAACUGCGAGGAAACAUCCUGAUGAAGCUGACUGGGGACAGCAGAGUAGACAUCAACAGUAGCCUGCUGCUGAAUGACAGGACAUUGCUGUUAGGCUGUGAAGAGGGCCUGUUUGCCACAACUCUUCCUGUCCCUAAGAAGAACAGCUUGACUCAGAUUGGAGGAGUGGGGAGUGUUUUCCAGAUGCUGCUGCUACAGGAGAUAGACUUGAUGCUGAUGAUAGCAGGGACUGAUCGGUUCCUGUACCAUGUGGACUUGAAACACCUUCGGACUAAGGUGGCCCAGGCGAGUGUGUCUGUACCCACCAUACAGACUAAGGCUGUGGAAGGACUGGAAGGUUGCCACCUGUUUUCAGUUGGGAAGGUUGAUGACUGCAUAUACCUUUGUGCUGCUACCCUGCACACUCUUCAUGUAUUGAAGUACAACAGUAAAACCUACAACUUCUGUAAGAAGCAGGACAUCCAGACUUCAGAGACAUGCAGUUGUGUACAGUUUACCUCUCUUGGUCUCAUUUUUGGAUCAGACAAAUUCUUCCAUGUCAAUCCCAUGACUGGGCAGAUUACAGAGUUCCUGGACAAGACAGACACGUCACUAGCCUUUGCCAUAUUUGGUGCUAGUCAGUGUGACAGCUUCCCUGUGGCUGUCCUGAAGGUGUCACCAGAUGACUGUGCUGAGGAGGAGUACCUUCUGUGUUUCCAUGAGUUUGGAGUCUUUGUGGAUCAGUCUGGCCGACGUUCCAACGCAGAGGACUUGAAAUGGACAAGACUGCCUCUGUCAUUUGCUUACAGGGAGCCCUACUUGUUUGUUACCCAUUUCAACUCACUGGAGGUGAUUGAGAUUAAGCAGACAGGAGUGUUUGAAAGUGCUGGUUGUCGGACCUUUAUGGAGCUGGCCAACCCCAGGUACAUCGGCAGUGCCCUGUCAGCUGGAGCGAUCUACCUGGCCUGCAGCACUGACAGUAGAACAGAAGUACUGGUGCUGCAGGGCAGACAGGACAACACUCGGCCUGCACACACCAGGGGAUCAAAGAAAAGACGCCAUGAUGAGAACACACCUGACGAUGUCUCCAGCAAACUUGCCCGAACAGCAUCCUGGAGUCCCAGUGGUGAUAUCUCUGUGUCCGGCCCACUGCGCCGUUCUGCACGGUACAGCAACACGUCAUCAGAGCUGACCGGCAGCCUGUCCUCCGGCAGCAGUAUGUCGUCUGUUUCUGCCAUCCUGCAGUCUCCCUGUAACCCCUUCACCCGCAGCACCCGCAGGAGGAGUCAUGCAGCUGCCAAACAAGACACCUGAUGAACUACAGAAUCAUUCUUACUGUCUGACUAGUCCAAUAUCUAUAAGGGUGAAUCAGGUUUUAGUAUUAUGUUAACUAUAUUAAACUUCCCUGUAUGCAUGAGUUUACAGAAAUAUUUAAGAGUUGACAGUCUUAGAGUUGUAAGUGAAAUAAAAUUGUGUGUAUUUUUCAAAUAUUAAAAUUUUCAAUGUAGUACUUUUUCUGGAUUCAAGGCCUAUUGUAGGCCCCUAUCAACAUGUAAAUCACUAGUACUUAAUGUUUUCGUAAUUUCUUAACAGAAUACGUUGAAUCUAAAUCACGUAUCACGUUGCCUUAGCGCUACAAAUGCAGCAGCUUUGUGCCAUAAAAAUGAGUAAAAAUUUGUUUACAAUUGCUUUAUUUACUACCCCACUGGUGGAGAGCAGAAUAGAGCCUUUGUAUUUUAAUUUAACGUGGCAAUGUGUUUUUCAUUUUGCAACUUUAAGUUGAUAAAGAAAAUUAGUGUCCUUUUCUUUUCUUAUACGACCCCUUGCAAAAGUGGUGUUCAGUGCCACAUACACGUACAUGUAGGUGCAGCAUUGAUGUUUUGGGCAUUAAUGCCACUUUAGUCCAGAUCCCUGGGCAAUUGGGCAUUCUGGCCUGUUGUUUUCUGGUACCUGAAUAGUUUGGUGUGCAUGAACAAUGUACAGCUUUUAGACGAUGUGAUGCAAGAAACUUUUUUAUUCUCUUUACAAGUUUUUUCUUAUAAACACAAAUCACAAGGUUAUGUGAUAGACCUAUGAAAAUCAUACUUUGUAAAGGAGAAGAGAUUUGUGUCUUCAACAAGAAUAAUCAAACAUCUUAUAAACGUCCAAGUACAUUUGUAACAAAAGAGUACUGUUCCAGUUCAACUAAAAGUACGGCAGGCAAUUCUGCACCAGUGGGGCAAUGUCAUCUCAACCCAGCAUUAAAACUUUGAGUAUUGAUGCAGCACUGAGCACCACUUUCACAAGGGUUAACAAUUAUCCAAGAUGCAGGACUGGUGGAUUAUUAUUACUGUCUCCAAGGAAAUAAAUGUUUUCACUCAUGUGUGAACAGCA